Messenger RNA from Cydia pomonella (codling moth), 969 nucleotides. RefSeq names its product phosphatidylinositol N-acetylglucosaminyltransferase subunit H-like. The coding region runs from base 173 to 766 and encodes 197 amino acids. Gene Ontology annotation, biological process: GPI anchor biosynthetic process. Lineage: Eukaryota; Metazoa; Arthropoda; Insecta; Lepidoptera; Tortricidae. The transcript is spliced from 4 exons. The record is from RefSeq and is a predicted model, not a curated record. Gene Ontology annotation, cellular component: glycosylphosphatidylinositol-N-acetylglucosaminyltransferase (GPI-GnT) complex.
GUACUUAAUGUAGCUGACUUGGACUCAGUGAAACUCAAGUCGACAACGUCAUUUAGCUGUCAACAUGACAUUGUCUGAUAUUGAUAAAUGUUUUGAAAACAAAUCAGGAAUAAAUAUUUAUAUUUAAUUAAAAUACUUACUUAAUUAACAAGCUGAGCAAAAGCACUGCCAUAUGUCGAAAGGCGACAAAACGCUGAAGUACGAGAAUGUUAACGGUGUCAUGUUAUCACUCAGAGUGGACGGUAGAAACAGUUCGCCGAAAUCCAGACAAUUUACUAUAUCAUACAGCAGCUGCAAUGAGGAACGUAGAUCGAAGUGGUCCAUAAUUUCGCUACUCGUAGCUAUACUGGCCAAUAUUGUAUUUCUUAUUUACGUGCGAAUCAAUUUGACUGUAUUGGUAGUGAUAGUUACAGUUUUAUCAUUUAUAGUAUUCUUUUGGGUUACACAUAGUGUUCAGUCAGAGACACUUUUAGUCAUUCCAACUGUGGGCAUACAAAGUUCAGUGCAAUAUGUAGUUGGCCGGGAAGAUAAUUUUGUGCCUUGGAUCAAAAUAGAUGAUAUCAUUAUAAAUGAAGCUAUUAAGUUGAAUCGUGUCUUGUAUUUCCUCACGUUAUUAGUUAAAAUCAAUAGUGAUUAUGAGCCAGUCAAAUUAAUACCAUUAUUCAAGUACACCAAGCCACGACUUCUGAUGUUGGAGAGCAUUUACAAGGAGAUCCAGGAUCUACUAACAGAACAGGCCAUUGGUGCUGGAGACAUAGGAGACUAAUUUAACACAGUCAAAUACCGUAACAAGAUGGAGCAUAUUGGUGCAUAAACUUUUUUUGUCACUAAUAGGGAGUAUUACUGCAAUGUUCUGCCGCCAGAGUGCAGCAAACCACCUUUCGUAAACCAUAGAGUAACUUAUACAUACUGUACCUUAAGCUGUUUUUUGAUAAGUUUUCACAGAUAAUAAAAUAUGACAUUGAUGCA